UCCAGGCUCCGCCUCCAGCCUCCAGAAACCAUGGAUGAUGCAUUCGGAAAAGACCCACUUCAAAUGCUUCCUCGAGAGGUGAGCCGCCAUAUAUUUUCAUUGUUGCCGGUGAAGUGCCUGUUCAGAUGCAUGUCCGUCAAGAAAGAAUGGCAGGCCUUCGUUAACGAAAUCAAGAACGCCCGUGCCGGAAAACAGCAACUUCUCGUCAUCUCAUCCCGUCAAGAUAACAGCGACAAAGAGAGAUUUAUAGUGAGGUCAAUCAACCCCGAUCUCAGCCUUCAAUGGGUAUCCUCGUCUCUAUUCGUCCUCGACGGUCAGGACUUCAGAUUCUUUGAUGGAUUCCGACCAAGAAUUUUGGGCUCCUGUAAUGGCCUUGUUCUUGUUGCGGCCGGGAAGAAGAUACUGCUGUGGAACCCACUUACGAGGUGGUUUAGAGUUGUGUUUGAUCUUAAAAAGACUAAAGAUUGCCUUGUUAGAGACUGUUUUUAUGUUCCUGGUUCAAUUUGUUACGAUGCCUCCAUUAAAGACUACAAAGUUGUCCUUCUACUCGACCUUAUAACUCCGUGUCGUCGUGGUCAUCUAAACCGCUAUGUGAGUUUUGCGUGCUUGAAAAGCAAUGUGCUGAAAGAUUUGGGGCACCCUCGGGAAAUGGACUCGGCGACAAGGGGCGUCAACUUUCGCAAUACAUUUCAUUGGUCGGUAUGUCACGACGUCAAGCAUUCGGUUAGGAAUAUCGCUGGACAUCGCAGUAAUCGAUGUUAUUGCAAUAUUAGAUAUCGCAAUAAUAAGAUUGCUUAUUUUGAUUCCAUGAAUGAGACGUUCAAAAUAUUGCCCUCUCCCAAGCCGUGUCAUUGCGAAGAAGACGAUUGGAUAGUUGGUAUGGGAAUUGUAAAUGAUUGCUUUUGCAUGGCUCGUUUGGAUAGCAAGACAGAGACGAUUCAGGUUUUGGGUAUGAAGAAAUAUGGAAAUGGAGAGUCUUGGUUCAGAGCAUUCGAGGUCUCUUUGUCCAAAUUUGGUUGUGAUGGUGAUGGUUUGUAUGCCUUCACUUUUUUCUCUCUAGAAAAGAAUGAGAAAGUUUUCAUGAAAUACAACGGCACGAGAACCCUUGUCUAUGAUCCGGCCAAAGAAGAAGUUUUCACAGUUGACAAUCUCUUUCCUGAUUCAGAGACUAAUCAUGGUAUGUGCUUUUAUGCACAAAGUUUUGCAUCCCCGUAUGACCAAUUAAGUUAAAGAUAGAUGAGAUAAAUACAUUAUAGUCGGCAUAUCUGAUAGUCAAUAGAUGCACCCUACAUGCUUCUUUUGUUAAUCUUGUGGUUAUCCGCUCAUCUGAAUAGAUGCGGCUCGGAAUAUAGUUCAGUAGCAAAAUAAAGAGAAUAUCUUUUCUGAUUGUGCUGAUUAGUUUGAGCUUCAUUCUGAAAUAAGAUCUUUUUGUUUCAUUCUGCCAAAUUGGGGGAUUCGAAUGUCCAUUAUUAGCAUGGAAUCAUGGAUCAUACCCACUUCCAUAAAUUUAACCCACCUGCAAGCUUUGCUUUUCCG
Messenger RNA from Cuscuta epithymum, 1536 nucleotides. The record is from the annotation of a GenBank genome assembly. NCBI's taxonomy places the organism in Eukaryota, Viridiplantae, Streptophyta, Magnoliopsida, Solanales, Convolvulaceae.